Molecule: messenger RNA, 1398 nt
Organism: Pungitius pungitius (ninespine stickleback)
Lineage: Eukaryota; Metazoa; Chordata; Actinopteri; Perciformes; Gasterosteidae
Gene: ptrh1
Product: peptidyl-tRNA hydrolase 1 homolog
Exons: 5
Coding region: 454-1299 (281 amino acids)
Molecular function (GO): peptidyl-tRNA hydrolase activity
Source: RefSeq, a predicted model, not a curated record
AUAGAGUAAGGCGGAUGUGUGCGGUGCAGUUCCCUGCCGCCCCGCCGGGGGCGCUGCAGCGCCGCAGCAGCACAGACCGGCUCACAGCUGCUGUCUGAACCUCUUUGACGUGGAAGCGCGUGGGCAGGACGAGCCGCUGAUGUGACCUCACGUGAGACUCUACGCUCAUUUUAAACGGUUUAUUUGUCAUCGACGUGUCUGUCCGUCGCGCCGGUUUGGACGUAAUUAGCUGCUGCUGUUGUUGUUGUAGUUGUUGUUGUUGUUGUCUUUCAGUUAGCCAACAAGCUACAGCAAGCUAACCGUAGCCGGCUAGCAUGUUAACGACUUUCAAUACAAAUACACUGUGAACCACCAACAAGACAAACGGCUCCUCCUCUGCGGCUCGGACUUCAGAUGAUGAAUCCAUUCACGUUUUAAAUCAAGUGAUGCUUUUCUGACCGGAAGCCUCGUUUCAUGUCGCUAAAUCGUGGUGUAAAAGUCUCAAAUGUGACUCUAACGACACCAGCUGGCCGUCCCCUCGUGGGCCGAUCUAAAGACGUCCCCGUGUUCGGUGCCUCGUGCCGGUAUCUUUCUCUCCUCCUCAAGAAGCUGCUGAGCUUCGGCACGAUGCGGCGACUCUUCACCAGAAUCCUGAACCGGGUUCUGCUGAGCGAGCCGUUCGCGAUGGGCGGCGAGGCGGAGCUGCACACGGAGGGCCGCCGGAAGCUGGUGGUGGGGCUGGGCAACGUGGGCAUGGAGGGCACGCGGCACAGCGUCGGCAUGGCGGUGCUCGGCGCGCUCGCCGCCCGGCUCGGGGCGGCCGACCGUUGGCGCGGCGACGGGCGCGUCUCCGGCGAGGUGGUGGUGUCGGAGGUGGAGCGGACGCACGUGGUGCUGCUCCGCCCGCGGCUGCUGAUGAACGUCAACGGCGUGUCGGUGGCCAAAGCCGCUGGUAAAUUUGGUAUCAAACCCGAAGACAUCGUGCUGGUCCACGAUGAGCUGGACAAGCCUCUGGGGAAAGUGGUCAUCAAGCACGGAGGAAGUGCCAGAGGUCACAACGGCGUCCGCUCCUGUGUCGACUGUCUGCAGACGGAUGUGAUGCUCCGCCUCCGCGUCGGGAUUGGCCGCCCGCAGGGGAAGACGCCGGUGGAGCGCCACGUCCUGGGCCGCUUCUCCUCGGAGGAGAGGAAGGUCCUGGAGUCCGUUCUGGCGCAGAGCGUGGACCUCCUCCUCGCCCAGCUCGCCCCUCCUCCUUCCUCCUCCUCCUCCUCCUCCUCCUCCUCGCCAGCAGGGGGCGGGAGGGAGCGCAGCACGACGUGAAGACCGAGCGGUUUCAGAAUAAAAGUCUCCUCUGUGCAGCAAACUGGGAUUUGUUCAACGACUCGAAUGUUUGUUCUCCAUGAAUUAAAGGGACUGAAA